GAAAUAAAUGCCAUAUGCAACUUACUAUUAUGAACCUUACUUACAGGGUACACUUCCCCUUUAAGAGCAGGGAACAGAGGUGACUUCACCUUAGGACUGUGACAGUUGGUUCAGUCCGUUGGUUGACACCGUAGUGAUUGGUAAGUGGAUAUUCCCUCUGGGAGAUAUUUUUUGUCAAAUAAUGCUUAUUUUAAUGAAAAAAGAGGGGAAAUAGUUGGGUAACACUCCCCAGACUAACAGAUAUUUAUCCUCUCACUGAUUUUAGUGAAUUUAGAGACUUUUCCCCUAAAAUGGGCUUUGGAGAUGACUUUAAUCUUAGCACUGGUUGGGAGACACAGACUCAGGAUUUGGAAGUUAUGCAGGGCUGACAGCAAAUAUACACCUUUUCUACAGUAACCCCAUAAGGAGGAAUAAAUAGCAAUGCUUCUUCCUUUUACACAAUAACAUUUAUUUAUAAGUCUCAUGAUUUAAGAGCAGAGAUGAGAGGUGACUUUACACCCAGGGAUUUGAUAUUUGGUUUGGUCCGUUGGUUGAGUGGUGAGAGGUAAAUGUGAGAGAUUUUUGUGACAAAUAACCCAUAAUUUAGUCAAAUAAAGGGGGGAAAUAGUUGCGUGAUGCCCCCAGACUAGCGGAUGUUGUUCCUCUUACUGAUUUUAGAGAAUUUUCCCCCUAAAAUGGGCAUUGGAGAUGCUUUUACUCUUAGUGCUGGUUGGGAGACACAGACCCAGGGUUUGACAGUUGGUUUAGUCCGUUGGUUGGUAAACUGGUGAAUGUACUAUCCCUAUAAGAGAUUUAGGGGCUUACAGCAAAUAUACACUUUUUCCCAAUUGAAGCAGAUAAACAGAUAACAUUUGGGGACCCCUGUGCCAGACUAACAGAUAUUGAUUAUGUUACUGAUGUUAUUAAAUUUCCCCCUCAAAUGGACAAUGCCUUUACUUUUAGUGCUGGCUGGGAAAUGCAGACCCAGGGUUUGACAGUUGGUUUAGUCCGUUGGUUGGUAGAGUGGUGAAUGUACUAUCCCUAUAAGAGAUUUUUUUGCCAAAUAAUCCUUAUUUUAGUGAAAAGGGGGGUGAUAAAUGUUCCCAAGACUAGCGGAUGAUGCUCCUCUCAUUGAUUUCAGAGAUUUUGGAGAGUUUACCCCUAAAAUGGGCUUUGGAUAUGCUUUUACUCUUAGAGCUGGUUGGGAGACACAGACCCAGGGUUUGACAGUUGGUUUAGUCCAUUGGUUGGUAGAGUGGUGAGGGGCUGACAGCAAAUAUACACUUUUUCCCAAUUGAAGCCCAUAAACAGAUGACAUUUGGGGACCCCUGUACCUCACUAUAAAUACUUUAUUUGUAUGACCAGUAUUAACAGGCUCCUUACAGUUUUGCCCCUCUGCCCCUGGGUAUCUAACCUGUUCUGAUAUACCAACCUUAACAUGAAUUUAAUGGAAUACAUAGCAAUGUCUUUUCCUUUCAUGUCUCAUGUGCAUUCCCUUCAAAUGUCCCGGCUGUGGGGGGCAACAGGGUACAUGGUAGGGCAGUAUUGAUUCCAAUCAGAUUUAAUUGCUAUUCUGUAAAUGUUUCCUAUAGCAGGGGGUGGGCAAUCUGCACCUGGCCAGUGAUCUUAUGUACUAUGUAUUCAUACUCUCUAUACCAAUGCUCAUUUCUGAUUGGCUGCUGGGAGGUACUGCAUUGUACAAACUGAGUGCCAGUAAACGCUGGGAGUGACACAAAGCUCACGUUUAGAUCUCUGCUUUCCUCUAUAUUUUAUAGGAAAUAUUAAGUUAAGUGUUAAAAGCAUUAUCCUUGAAACUAAUUUGUCAAUUUAUUCUCUUCCCUAUACAGAUUGCUACAGUGGACGGAUUGCUACUUUUUUGGCAAAUUACCAGCUCUUUUUGGACUGUGUUUUUUCCUGGCUUCUCCUUAGUUCAGAUUUUAACAUUCUUUUCUGAACACAUAUAAGGAGAGCCAGCGUCUAAAGAGGGAGACCCUCUGGGGUCCCCCGGCCUUGUGCCGGCCCCUCUAUUUAAGCCAAAAGCCAAAAACACCUCAGGCGUUUUGGUAUUUUUUUUUUGCUUUUUAUUUUUGAAGAUCUGACAUCUGAGCUUCUUUUAAGAGGAGUACAGGAUGGGUGUCCGGAAUUCCUGCAUUCGUGCUACCAAUCCGGACAAUCAUGAGGUUUUGUCUCCAAAACUUUGUGAUAUGCAGCCAAGGUUACAUCUAUUGGCCAAUAAAGAGCAGGUAAUGGGAGAAAUAAAGAAGGAGAUGCGCAUUGCAGCGGGCGCUGAAAAGCUCUACAGAGUGACCUCAGACAAGGAGACCUUAGUCCGUCUGAGGAAGUUUAUGAAGGAGUCGGGGAAAAAGCUGAAAAUUCUUUAUGCCACCCUUCAAAACCUGAAUGUGGCAAUUGCACAGAAGGACCCUGAGAUUCACCCAGGUUCUCCCCAUGACCCACCAACAAAUGCCCCAGAGGAUUCCUGUGUUAGGGAUGAGUCACCAGCAGUUGCCUUGACACCGGAAGAACCAACCACCACAAGUGAGAGGGACACCACGGCACAAGAUCCAGCACCAGCACUGCCACUGGCUGUCACUGAGGGCAGUGAGAUGUCUGCGGAUGAAGUGAACAUCGGCUCAACUCAUCCAGAAAACACAGCAGAAGACUUUCCACCGGCUGUGACGACGGAACCAGAAGUUUUGCAUUUGACCAACUGCACUCUGCAAGACUUCACCCAACGAGGUUUCCUAGGCGAGGGCGGAUUUGGGAAGGUUCUCCAUGUGCAACACACGGCAUCAAAAAGAUCGUAUGCCCUGAAGAUCCUAAAAAAACAGAAGAUCACCACCUUAAGGGAUGUUGAAAGGAUUUUGGUCGAGAAACGGGUCGCUCUCACAGCAGCUGUCCACCCCUUCACCGUGGAUCUACAUGCCACCUUCCAGUCAGACCACCAUCUCUUCUUCCUCAUGGAGUAUGUCGCUGGAGGCUGCUUAAGGACUCUCCUGGAGAGGGAACGUAAAUUUGGACAACGGAGGACUACGUUCUAUGCUGCGUGCACAGUGCUGGCCAUCUCCUAUUUGCACGAAAAUGGUAUCAUACACCGAGAUCUCAAGCCGGAAAACCUGCUCUUAGACAGCAACGGGUACAUCAAACUGGCUGAUUUCGGACUAUGCAAAGACGGAAUUGGCUAUGGGGACAGAACACGCAGCCUGACUGGAACCUAUGACUACAUGGCUCCCGAAGUCCUCUCCAGGCUGCCGUAUUCAAGAUCUGCAGAUUGGUGGUCUCUGGGCAUCGUGAUCUUCGAGAUGCUAGUCGGGGACCUACCAUGGAUGAGACCAUCUAUUGGCGUCGUCUGCCCAAAGUUCCUGGCUGAGGAUGCAGCUAUUUUAAUAUCAGGGCUUUUACAGUUGGACCCAUGGAUGCGGCUGGGCUCCAGCGAGGAAGAUGCAGGUGAACUAAUGUUUCAUCAUUUCUUUCGAGGCAUUGACUGGCUGGCUUUGGUACAGAGAAAAUUGCAGCCCCCAUUCAUACCGGAGGAUGUUGGACUUUCCGACGAUGGACCCUGUUAUGAACAUCUACUUCUAACACCUCCCUCCGAGGGUUCCUUGGCAAUAAGAAAAGAGAUCGCCGAUGCCUUUGGGAGCUUCGAUUAUUCCGCAAUAUAGAGCUGCGUGAUCAUCCUGCAACGCAAAAAUCAUUGCCAUCACCCGCGUUGACAGAAGAUUGGGGACACAUGAAAAACGGCACAUCAGGUCAUCUUGCUUUCUGUUUCUCUUCCAUCCAGAGCAAUUAGCGGUACCCCUCCUCCUUCCACCAUAGCUCCACCAGCGGUGCCCCAUCUCCUUCUACCGUAGCUCCACCGGUGGUGCCCUCCCUUCCUACUAAAAUAUAGCAUCAUAAACAGGAGCGCACUUAAGCCACUCGGUAAACCCUGCAUUCCUUUUCACUCCAUCCCCCAAGUGUGCAGAAGCCGGGUCUGCAGGCUGCUGGGGCUCCAAUGGAAUGAAACGGAAUGCAGCAUUCACCGAGCUGCUUAACGGUGCUCAUGUUUAAGCUGCCAUAUUGCUUACCGUAAUUCCACCUGCGGUGCCUCCCUUUCCACCUAAAAUAUGGUUUCAUGGGCAGAUGCACCUAAGCCACUCGGUAGUCCCUGCAUUCCAUUUCACUCAAUCCCUCAGUGUGCAGAAGCCGGGUCUGCAAGCUGUCUGGGCUGCCAGUUCUCCAAUGGAAUGGAAUGGAAUGCAGCAUUCACCUAGCAGCUUAAUGGCGCUCAUGCGUAUGCUGCCAUAUUGCUUUCUUUUUCUUUUCCUUCAUUCCAAUUCCACCAGCAGUUGUCCCUCUUAUAUAGUAUCAUAAACUGGAGCACCAUUUAGCCACUCGGUAAACUCUGCAUUCCUUUCAACUCCAUCCCUCAGUGUGCAAAUGCCGGGGUGUGCAGGCUGCCUGGGUUCAAUGGAAUGGAUUGGAAUGCAGCAUUCAUCUAGCUGCUAAACGGUGCUCAUGUUUACGUAGCCUUAUUGCUUUUUGUUUCCCUUCCUGCCACUGUAAUUCCACCAGCAGUCCCUCCCUUCCCAUCUUAAAUAUGGUUUCAUAGACAGAAGCCCCCUUAAGCCACAUGGUAGACCCUUCAUUUCUUUUCUCUCCAUCCCUCAGACUGCAAAAGCCGGGUCUGCAGGCUGCAAGGGACCAAAGAAAUGGAAUGCAGAGUUCACCUAGCAGCCUAAAGGCGCUCAUGUGUAUGCUGCCAUAUUACCAUCUGUUUCCCUUACCCUCUUUCUCUUGAUUAAAUAUGGCAAAUUGAUCCUGGGAGAAAAUCCGAUUGCCGUUAAGGAGUCAGGAAGGAAUUUUUCCCUCACAAAGGGUUUUUGCCUUCCUCUGGAUCAAAUAGCCCUAUUUAUCCUAUAAUAAUUAUUAAUAAAGCUGUGCGUUUCACAGAUUUAACCAUCA
This is a messenger RNA of Xenopus laevis (African clawed frog), 4923 nucleotides long. RefSeq names its product serine/threonine-protein kinase N2-like. The record is from RefSeq and is a predicted model, not a curated record. The transcript has 13 exons. Lineage: Eukaryota; Metazoa; Chordata; Amphibia; Anura; Pipidae. The coding region runs from base 2109 to 3641 and encodes 510 amino acids.